AUGAUGAUCGUCCCACCCACCAAUAAAACGAUCGUCUCCUUCAUUCUCUUACUGAUCAUCUUGACUUUUGCCUCGUGUCGGGUUUACAGCUUUCAUUCUGCUGCUACCAAUCGGGAUACUUCUCCGACCUUACAAGAGAAAUUCAACUCAAUCCAAUCUCAACAACAUCAACUACUCGUGAAUCGAUGGCAUUAUUAUUUCCUUCAACUCAUCAAUCAAGUCAAUUCCUACAAGUAUAAUUGUGCUAAUAUUCGUAAUGAUCCUAAUGAUGAUGAAAAAAAUCAUUCCGAAAACCAAUCAAAUCGAGAAUCCAUUUUGGAGUUGAAACAAACUUGGUUUGCUGCUCCAAAUGAAUUGACACAAUUUCCACAACAUUAUUUGAAAUUGAUUCAAAAUGGAUUGUUAUCGAGUCGGGAAGAUUUGUGGAAAAGAUUUUCUUCUUUGAUGACGACUAUCAAAAUGUCGAAAAUUGGAGAAUUUGGAAGAGAACAUUUGAGAGUAUUGAAUGAAUUGUUGAAAAGAGCGGAACAGCGAGAUUUGUUGAGAAUGGUCAAGUUGAGAAAUGUCAAUAAUUUGGAGGAAUUAAGAAAGAGGCAAAGAGCAAUGAAUAUUCCAGAGACAUUUGACAGUCGAAUGCAAUGGCCUUCUUGUAUUCAUCCCAUUCGAGAUCAAGGCAAUUGUGGAUCAUGUUAUGCUUUUGCUUCGACUGAAGUAAUGAGUGAUCGAUUUUGCAUCUUUUCAAAUGCAAGCGUGAAUGUGGUCUUGUCUCCACAAGAUUUAAUUUCAUGCUCUUGGUAUUCAUUUGGUUGUGAUGGCGGAAUUCCUGGUCUUGUCUUUGAUUAUCUUCACAAAGAUGGAGUCGUGUCAGACGCCUGUCUUCCUUAUUUAUCCUAUAAUGGAAAUACUGGGCACAAAUGUCCUUCCUAUUGUUUCAAUAAUGCAAGCAAGCCAUUGAAGGAUGAUAAAUAUUUUGCAAAAUCAGUCUAUCAUGUAGGAUCUUUCAUUGAAAAUAAGGAGGACCGAGUGAUAGCCAUUCAGCAAGAGAUUUUAAAGAAUGGUCCUGUGAAUGCAGAUUUUAUGGUCUUUCAAGAUUUUGUGACCUAUAAAAGCGGAGUGUAUAGACAUUUGACAGGAAGUUUUGCUGGAAUUCAUGCUGUGAAAAUUAUUGGAUGGGGAGUGGAAAACAACAUUCCUUAUUGGUUAGUGGCAAAUAGUUGGGGAACAAAUUGGGGUUUUGAUUUUGGUCACUUUAAAAUAUUGAGAGGUCAAGAUGAGUGUGGAAUUGAAUUUUCAGUGUAUUCAGGAAUUCCAAACCUUGAAAAUGUUCCAAAAACAACAACACCUAAAUGA
Molecule: messenger RNA, 1350 nt
Organism: Naegleria fowleri
Lineage: Eukaryota; Heterolobosea; Eutetramitea; Acrasida; Naegleriidae
Exons: 4
Coding region: 1-1350 (449 amino acids)
Cellular component (GO): lysosome
Molecular function (GO): cysteine-type endopeptidase activity
Source: RefSeq, a predicted model, not a curated record